UCCGCUGCAUCUGAAUCUGCUCCCACAAUUCAACAGGCAACAAAGGAAGAAAGGAAGAGGCCGUGAGCUACAAAGUGUUAGCCAACCUACACAGAGAGAUGUCACCUUAUUGUGUCAUUCCGGUCGGAAAUAUAAACCCGCACGUUUAGGGAACAACCAAACUUAGCCACAUAAACGCGUUGUAGUUUCGUUUGGGAGCGGAGGCUGACUGGAGGGAAGGUAACGGUGGUGUUUUCGGCAGCAAACGUUAACAAAGCUAGCUGUUUGACUUAGGGAGCAAGCUAACAUUAGCUAAGCUAACAUUAGCCAACAGUCGUGAAGGAGCAGCGUGUUGGACAAGACAACACCUUUGGGUUAUUUUACAAAAUAGGACACGCAGAAGUGACCGGCAUCAAAUGAAAGGUGGUGGAAGUGGAACUUGACCCAUCCAACUGAGUCACCAUUUUCCUGCACAUAAUGGGUUUGAUGGCUCCACUGUAUGCAUGACUUGUUUCGUGCAGCCUGAUGGGAGGACACUGUGGAUAGUACUUUCAUCAGGAUACCAGGAGAGCCAACCCAUGCCCCCACUUUGGAGGGCCUGUCAGAAUGAAGAAGAUAAGCCUUAAGACCAUCCGCAAGUCCCUCAGCAUAAAGGGCAAAGAGGAGGGUGACUUUGUCAUGCUCCAGCAGCCCUCGGUGACUACAGAGUUUUCCAAGGAAGAGUCACUUUUUGGGGGCUGCUACACCAAAGAGCUUUCUGGCUGUGACCUUGGUGGUGAAGAGGACAAAGGAGGCCAGAAUAAGGGCCGCUCAAAGAGUGAGAGCCUGAUGGGAUCGCUAAAGAGGAGACUGUCUGCCAAGCAGAAGGCGAAAGUGAAAGGCAGCUCCUCCGCCAUAGGCUCAGUGGAUGAUGACGACACCUUCUCAUCCUCUUCUGUGCCCAUCAGCUUCAAUGAGGUGAAAGCCCAGAGACCCCUUAGAUCUGCGUCUCUGCGGAGCCACCAUUAUAGCCCCUCGCCAUGGCCUCUGCGGUCAGUAAACUCCGAUGAGGCGUGUAUCAAGAUGGAGGUAAAAGUAAAGGCCAUGGUUCACUCUCCCAGCCCAAGUCCCAACUUAAACGGUGUCCGUAAAGAAUUUCAUGAUUUUCAAAUGGAAGGGCUCUUUCAGGACCAAGCAGAAUCCUUAAAGAAUCUCCAGCAGCCACAAAACGGGGAGCUGCAUCUAAAUAUUGAUGACAAUGACGUGCCUGUGGUGCUGGGGUUGACUCCCCAGGACUACAUCCAGUACACAAUGCCUUUAGAUGAGGGAAUGUAUCCAGAAGGGUCCCACUCAUUCUGCCUGGACAGCUCCUCUCCUAUGGAGGUGGUGACUGAGGCAGACAGUCGGUCCCUCCACACAGACCAGGGUCAGGAGGAACAUGAACUGGUUAGUGGGAUGCCUCCGGAUCUCUUUAUGGAAACCUCAGUUAAUAGUCUUCUCAUCGGUUCCGCUGGUGUGAUGCUCCAAAGCUCUAGAGUAGAGGUUCAGCCUCCCCUCUCUCCACUCCUGCCGCCCAUGAUAAGUAACGGACAUAUUCCAAGGACUUUUUCAGGGUUCAGCUCGUCAGACAGCCAGGUAGCCGAGAGGGUAAGACACCACCUCAACUUUGACCCGAAUUCAGCUCCGGGGGUCAGUCGGGUGUAUGACUCAGUCCAGAGCAGUGGGCCCAUGGUCGUCACCAGUCUGACAGAGGAGCUGAAGAAGCUGGCGAGGCAGGGCUGGUACUGGGGCCCCAUCACACGCUGGGAGGCAGAGGAAAAGCUGGUCAACUUGGCUGACGGUUCAUUCCUGGUCAGAGACAGCUCGGACGACAGGUACCUGCUCAGCCUGAGUUUCAGGUCACAGGGCAAAACCCUCCACACCCGCAUCGAGCACUCCAAUGGACGCUUCAGCUUCUAUGAGCAGCCCGAUGUGGAGGGACACACGUCCAUCGUCGACUUAAUCGAACACUCUAUCAAAGACUCAGAGAACGGAGCUUUUUGCUAUUCCAGGUCUCGCUUACCAGGGUCUGCAACCUACCCUGUCAGACUAACCAACCCAGUAUCUCGGUUUAUGCAAGUGCGCUCCCUGCAGUAUCUUUGUCGCUUUGUCAUUAGACAAUACACGAGGAUAGACCUUAUCCAGAAACUGCCCUUACCUAACAAGAUGAAAGAUUAUCUGCAGGAGAAGCACUACUGAGGACACAGAGAUAGGACAGUGGUAGCAAUUUGCACUUUUGUGUUCAGUUAAGAGAUUUAAACAAGGUUUACAGACAACCACAGUUUUGAGAUGAUUGCUUCUGGUGGCUCUUGAUUUGUGUCCAGGUGACUUCGUCACCGUUCAGUCCUCCAUUCCACUGUUCUGGGUUUUUCUGCUCGUUUUAGGAGGCUCUUCUUCCAGAAACAUAGUCCAGCACAUAAUCUAUUGCAAAAAUGUAGAAGAGGUAUACAGCCAGGUUGUCUUAUUUGCAUGCAUUAAGUGCAGACGUUAGACGUGCAUUGGGAUGUACUGUAUGGUUAAGUGUAACAUCCAGCUGUUCAAGUAGGUCAGAUUCUUAAAACUUUGCCGUGUGUGUUGAAGUUGGGCCUGUAGGAAUGAAGAAAUUCCACUUUGAAUUUGAAAAGAAAAAAAAAAAAAAGAAUUAUCCACUAAAUUGUACAUUUUGAAGAUGUAAAAGUAUUGCUACAAUGAAGUUCUUAAAUCACAUGUUAACCUGUCUGCAGACUGAGCAGUUUUGAUCAUCUUUUGCAUUUUAGUACUCGUCAGAUAGUGCAUUGUUAAAAUAUUUUCAGUAUGACCAAACUGAGAGGUAGAAUAUUCUGCAUCCAUACUAUAGACCAAUUUGGAGUGGACGUCAGUUACGUCACAGCUGUUGCGUGAGCAUCGUGGUGGCAGAAAAGCAGUUGAAACCAGAGAGAAACAGUUUAAACACUCAGAAUAAGAAUGUCUUGUGCCGUUGGAUGUCAGAAGAGCAAUACAAAAAAAAGAACCUUAAUUUUUAUAGAAAACUGUCGCCAGGGACGCCGUUUGAUGCUAAAUGGCUAAGACCUUUUAUAAUUGCUAGAAUUUGAUGUUAACAAAAAAUGAACAUAAUAUUCACAUAUGCAAUUCAUAGAGUCCUGCAGUUACAGCACGGAAUUAUAUUUAGGCUUAUAUUUACGUGCAUCUAGUGGCGACAGUAUUUACAUCUUUCUAAAUUGCAUUAAACAAUGAACAGAAGUUAAUACUAACUGAGCCGUGAAUUGCAGCUUGCUGUCAGUAUAUAGUUGUUUGAUUUGUUUGCUAGGCAGCACGCCUGUCCGUAUUAAACAAAAAUCAUGUGACAAUUCUAUUUAACAUCUUGGACGUGACCGCAGAGUACAAAACUAUAUGCAUUGAGAGAUGAGUUAUGGGUUUUUCCACAAGAUACAUGAAGAUGUCCGACCACUGUAACUUUGUCCGUUGAGUUGGACCUUUGACCCAGUGACCUGACAGUCAGGAAACUUUACUCCAUUGCUCAGGGCUAGUUUGUUGGUGCAAGACCACAGAAACAUACAUUAUGAUCUCUGUAUAGUAGAAAGUAAAGUUUUAUUUCCAGUUACUUACAAUCUCAAUAUUUAGGCUGCUGGAUGCUAAGUAGAGGAGUGUGCGUUUGGCUUAUAUGAACUGAAUUACUGAUGUGGUGAAAGGUAAUUAAUAAUCGUAAGGAAUUGUAAAAACUCACAUUUGUUAAGCAUGGAUUUGUCUUAUUGUCCUUGGCUAAUACUUGUGGAAAUGUUUCCAUAGAAUAUGAUUUAAUGUGGAAGUAACUUCAGACAACGUUUCAACUAGUAAGCUAAUGCUGUCUGAUUUUCCUGAGGAAUAUAGCAACUUUAAUCACUCCUCAUUUUUGGAAAGGAUCCCACAAGAAAAUGUGGUCUUUGUGUUGAUUAUCAAAUGGACAAUGGAUUAUAGAGCUUUGUUUCUAGCUGUCAGCAAUAAGCCAUACAUACAUCUGUUAAUCAUGGACAGUAAGUCAAAUCCAUGAUUGACAAACAUGAGUUUUUACAAGUCCUUAUGAUGAUGAAUUGUCUUUGACCACGUAAAUAAUUCAGUUCAUGUAAGCCUAACACACUCCUGUACUGAGCAUCCAGCAGUGAUAACAGCCUAAAUAUUGAGAUUCUAAUUAACUGGAGACAAAACUUUAUUUUUCUGCUACACAUAGAUCAUAAACCCAUGGACAUAAAAACGGCCCAUUGCAAUCAAUUGAGAAAUAUAAAUGUUACAGUCCUUGACGCGUUUUAUUUGGCGCGAUCACUGACACCACUACUGUCCCUUUCUGCCACCACGUCGUCUCUGCCCACAAAAUGCAUCAUUGCUGUUUACGAACGCUAAAAGGGUCUGUGCAAAUAGUCAAGCAUCAAGGCUUCAUCGUAUAGCAAGUGAUGACCUAUGAUUUCAUGUUAACCAGAUUUUUGCUAAUUUACAAACUAAACAACUCACCCAGUGGAUGCAGUUUUCUUCCUCAGGUAUCAUCAUCAUAUCACGUGACAGCUGACACACUACAGAUGCAUUUGUGCUUCACUACGCUUUGACUAGUGCAGGUUUCAUCAUUUAUGGAUAUGGUUGCGCGUCAGUCAAACAAAAGCUCUAACACUAAUAACCACAGCAUCGCAUCACUAACAGAUCUUAUAAAAUCAGCCAGAGUCACAAAAGUUAACCCGGUCCACUGCAUAAACAACAUUUAAUUGCAAAAGAUGUCCAAAAUGUGCCAGUCUGUGAGAAGCUCUAAACCGUUUGGUCACUGAGAGAAGUAACUUUAAAUAGUGUGGCUGCAUGUAGCCAUUAUAUAAUGUGCGAGCCUGAAGGUACUGACUAUGCUGGAUUUUAAACAUGCUGUUUGUAGAAACAGCAUCGAGUCGAUGUAUAAACCUUUUCGAAGUAUGUAAGCAUUAAAUUGAAAUCUUUGUGCAUUAGGAAUGUUACAAAAACUGCACCGCAUCUCAGCCCUAACAACUGUGUCACUAUCUGUAACGCUUGUAUCUGCAUGUAGUAAAGGCUUUACGGCGGUCAAUUAAGGGCACUGUAGAGUUACACUAAAUGAGAGAGGAUGUCACGGUGUGAUGGCGAAAGAGCUUGGCUGUGUUGUGUAAGCGCAAUGCUCUGAGUAAAAGGCUGUUUAAUGCACAAUUGCAUUCACCUGAGGCUGUUUAUAAGUAGAGCAAAUUGCCCUCAGUUAACCCACAACUGAUAAACACACCUCCUAGUCAAUUGACCUGAAUCUGUACGUAGCGAUGGCUGGUUCUUAGUCUCUUAAUGCCGGCAACGAGCUGGACCCAGAUCAAAAGAAUCCCAGAAAUGGUGCGAGCUUAGGUUGAGGGAUUUGGGAAAGCCAGGGUUAAGUCCUCCUCGCCAUCUUGGAGCGAUGCCAGGGUUUCAGCGUACGACAAAAGUUCCAUCACAGCUGCAUGGCAUCAUUAGUGUCAUUUGGGUUUCAAGGACAUUUAAAAAAAAAAAAAAAAAAAGAAGCAUAGAGAUUUCGCCAUUGCUUAUUCACAUUGUCCCCACGGAGCUGCACUACCCCACAGAUUGUCUCUACUUGGCUGUUUGAGCCAGAGUAAAGGGAAGAGCACACAGUAUGCUACGCAAGUGCUUUAUAUGGAUACUUUGACAGGGAAUUGUGUUUUCACAUUAUGAAUGAGCAUCUUUUUUGACAUCCGUGUCCUUAAAAGUAUUUGGAAAAUGGUCCCUCGGACAACUUCGGUAGGUCGUUAGCGCAUAGUUCUAGUUUUAGUUAGCCGGGAAAUGUCAGUGUCUGAGGAAGUUAACCAUGAAAUCUAGCACAGCGGAAAUUAGAUAGGAACUCUGAAUGGUGUUGCAUGUUUAAAGACUUAGCAUUUUAAAGCUUUGAGUUGUAUAGGAAUGAAGGAUCUAGGCUGUGUGUGUUUGGCUGUGUAGAGGGAUGUUUUUCUGUCACAAACAUUGGCUGGACAUUCUGUGUACAAGAAAAUGUAUUUUUUCUUUUUUUUCGAAUCCUCGUGUGAGUUUGUUUUGUGACAUUUGCCAUCUGGGGGACGGGGCUGUACAAAAAGGAAUGUACGCUUGUUUGAGGUAUCCGUGUUAUCUGCCUGCAGACCAGUUUCAGAAAGCAUGAGAAUCAUAAAGAAAAAGAAACGACAUUGUCACAUUUUUUGCACUUGAAUAUUCUCCAUUGACAUGCUUGGAUCCUCUCCUGCCUGGAGUUUCCCUUCAGAUGGCGUUUGUUUUUUGUUUUUGUUUUUAAAGUCACACAUUUGUCUUUACGUGUUCAUAUAACUGUUUAGUUUGAAACGAGAUUUUGUUUUUUGUCAUACGUGUGGGAUACAAAGGGUAAGGCACCAGCAUCAUAUCAAAGCCUGCUAAUGCUCAUGGGCUGUCAAGAAAAAUGGGAUCAUGGCAAGAACGUGGAUGUAAAUUUGACUUUUUUUUUCCGUGUGUGUGUGUGUAUGUGUUUCAGUUGAAAUGUGAAAGUAAAAUGUUAGUCUUUUAAAAACUGUUAUUUUAAUGGUAUUUCCAUUUUAAUUUUGUCAUCAGAUUUCGACGAGCAGGAACCGGGUUCACACGGUUUCGCUGCUGUGACUUUUUAAAAUACGUAUUUAGUUUAUUAUUAAGCAUUAUUGCCUUCAAUGUUUGAUUCCAGAGGUUGAUGCUUGUUCGGACUGCUGAAGCAUUAUGAUUAAUAACAGCUGUUUAGCACUUAACAAGCUCCCGACGAUUUUUUUGUGCAUCUCCGUGAGUGAAGGUGAUUGUUUACAACACUAUGUCUCAGAAUGCCCCUCCCCUCCCUUUUUUUUUUUUUUUAAUUUUUUGUUUUGUUCACCCUCUCUCACAUGAACAUCUUGGUACAAUUUUAAAAACUCAUUUAUUUCAUUUUAAUGUGUUAUACACAUUUGUGCUGCUUAUGGAUAUGAUUGCCUUUCUUGUAUUUAACAACGGGGGAAAUAGAAUGUCACCAAUGUAGAUGUAUGUACACAUAAUGACUUUGGUUAUCAUCUUGGGAGAGCAAAGCAGAUUUGCAAUUUGUUAACAACCGUAGUCAGUUAAAAGAGCAUUAGUAGCGAUUAGUAAACCCUCUGUAGAGUUACCAGUUCACUCCAGUUUACAUUGGUUGUCAACUUUCCAAAGUAGAUGGUCUUUUUGUAUUUUUCUUUUGGAAAAAAAAUCAACAGUGAUUUAUUGCACACUUUGGAUACAGUUCAAGAGUUUUUUGUAUCUGCCAAUUAUAAAUUAUAAAUAAAACUAUAUUCUAAAAAA
Messenger RNA from Epinephelus moara (kelp grouper), 7248 nucleotides. RefSeq names its product suppressor of cytokine signaling 6 (gene socs6a). Gene Ontology annotation, cellular component: phosphatidylinositol 3-kinase complex. Gene Ontology annotation, biological process: protein ubiquitination; intracellular signal transduction; regulation of growth. Gene Ontology annotation, molecular function: 1-phosphatidylinositol-3-kinase regulator activity. The transcript has 3 exons. Bases 586 to 2196 code for a protein of 536 amino acids. The record is from RefSeq and is a predicted model, not a curated record. Lineage: Eukaryota; Metazoa; Chordata; Actinopteri; Perciformes; Serranidae.